Messenger RNA from Aspergillus piperis CBS 112811, 1974 nucleotides. Its product is annotated as cytochrome P450. The coding region runs from base 157 to 1854 and encodes 565 amino acids. Gene Ontology annotation, molecular function: iron ion binding; monooxygenase activity; heme binding. The record is from RefSeq and is a predicted model, not a curated record. The transcript has 3 exons. NCBI's taxonomy places the organism in Eukaryota, Fungi, Ascomycota, Eurotiomycetes, Eurotiales, Aspergillaceae.
UCGCAUCCCCGAUCUUCCCACCCACCACUCGCUUCUCAUGUUUGACAAACCCUCCCAACCCAACUCCGUUUUGACCCCAAGAUAGCAGUCACUAACUUGGCCGAUUUUUUCUCGCAAAACCUCUAUGUUCUAUCCAAUAAUUAACAUCCCAUCACGAUGAUUUUCGAAGCGCUGGGCUUGCUCGCACUCGCCUACCUGGUGUGGAGCUUGGUGACACUGGAGAUCAACUACCGUCGUGCUUCAAGCAUGGGAAUCCCCUUGGUGCGCCUUUACAUCGAUCCCCUGAAUGUCCUCUGGAUGGUUUUCGAACCAAUACUCUGGCCUUGGCUGUACAAACUUCCUAUCAAUUGGCGCAAUUACAGCUUCGGUCGCUACUCCCGCCGGGGCUGGUACUUUGCCGAUCGCGGCGAGUCCCAUCAACGCUAUGGGCCCAUGUGGGCUCUGGUUACUCCUCGCGAUAUCUACAUUAACGUCGCCGAUCCGGAUGCAAUCCAUGACAUCUUCCAACGGCGUACUGACUUCAUUCGACCAAGUCAAUUGUACAAGGUACUCGAAGUGUACGGACCAUGCAUCUCAACAGCUAGCUGGAAUGACUGGCCGCGGCACCGAAAGGUCCUAGCAACAUCAUUUAACGAAAGCGCCAUGUCCUUUGUCUGGGAGGAAAGUGUAGAACAGACACGCCAGAUGCUGCAGGUCUGGGACUCUUCUGUCGAUGGCCACAUUCCCAGUGUUGCAAAAAACCCGCGGACCCUCUCGUUGAAUGUCCUUGCCGCAACAGGAUUCCGCAAAUCGUUCCCUUUUCAGAGUGCCAAAGAUCAUGAAGUGAAGUAUGAAGAAGAUGAAUCAGAGGGCUACCGCGAUGCACUCCAGACCGUGCUGGAUAACUGCAUCCUUCUCAUGGUGAUGCCUCGGAAACUACUCACUCUGCCUUUCGCACCCGAGUCAUGGCAUCAUCUUGGCAAAGCGGCCACCGCUUUCAAGAAGUAUAUGGUCCAAAUGCUGGACGAAGAAACGAAAUCAUUGAACACCGGAAGGGCAGGUAGCGGAGGCUUGAUGACUUCAUUUGUGCGCGCCAUGGAUCUGAAGCAAAAGGUAGACGGGGAGCAAAAAGCAAAUGCAAGUGGCUCACCUCCCAAAGGACUUACGGUAGACGAGAUUUUUGGAAACAUCUUUGUCAUCAACUUUGCGGGUCAUGAUACAACUGCCAAUACGUUGAGCUUUGGCUUGCUGUUGCUUGCCGCAUAUCCGGAAAUCCAAGACUGGGUGGCUGAGGAGUUGCAAGAGCUUGAUGAAGAAAAUAUCAAGGGGCACUAUAAUGAUCUGUUUCCACGCCUGCUUCGGUGUCGCGCCGUCUUGCUCGAGACCCUCCGCCUCUUUCCACCAAUUGUAUCCCUGCCCAAAUGGACCAACGAUAACCCCCAGCUACUCAAGCUAGGCGACAGAGAAAUAAUGAUCCCUCCCCACGUGGGAGUCCACCCCAGCCUUCUCGACAUGCACAUCCAUCCCCAGUAUUGGGAGGACCCCUUGACAUGGAAGCCGUCCCGCUGGAUAACCAAAUCAGCUGCGUCUAGCGAUGUCUCAGAAGAGAUCAUCGCCCCAUCCCGGUCGACCUAUUUUCCAUGGUCAGACGGGCCUCAAAACUGCCCGGGGAACAAGUUUUCGCAGGUUGAGUUCGUGGCUGUCAUGGCAGCCCUCCUCCGGAGUCAUCGGGUGCACCCGGUUGCCAACCCUGGGGAAAGCCCGGAGGAUACGCGUGCAAGAGUCUUGGCGACAACGCAGGACGUGGAUUUGCAAUUGCUCCUGCGGAUGACGGAUGCGGAUCAGGUUCAAUUGGCGUGUCGUCGGGUAGCCUGAGGUUUGCCUAGUAUAGAAGUAAAAGUUGUGGGGGUGAUGUAAUCGAAGAUAAACCAUAUUGUAUAUAGCUGGCGGAGUGCCUUGCUUGGGGGUAUCUUCCAGCCCCAUGUAGGAUACAGC